Molecule: messenger RNA, 318 nt
Organism: Adineta steineri
Lineage: Eukaryota; Metazoa; Rotifera; Eurotatoria; Adinetida; Adinetidae
Source: the annotation of a GenBank genome assembly
AUGCAAACUAAUACUAUUGUCCGAUUCACUAUGGCCAUAUGCAUGGUCUUCCUACUCUUCACUACAGUUUGUUCUGUAUCUCUUUCAUCGGAUUCUAAAACAGAAACUAUUCUUCAUGAAGAACCUUCAACAUCGAAUGAAGCAAAUGAUGAUCUACAUAAACUUUGUCACUAUUUCUGUACUAAUAAUCACUUGUUUACUAAAAGAGCUUAUUUAAAAGGUUUUGUCCAUGGUCGAUCAAUCAGCGACGAUGCUGAUAGCAGUGAUGAUCUUCUUGAAAAACGUUUUGUUCAUGGCAAACGUUUUGUUCAUGGUUAA